Dreissena polymorpha is the source of this 4126-nucleotide messenger RNA. Its product is annotated as fibroleukin-like. NCBI's taxonomy places the organism in Eukaryota, Metazoa, Mollusca, Bivalvia, Myida, Dreissenidae. Bases 1 to 906 code for a protein of 301 amino acids. The transcript has 2 exons. The record is from RefSeq and is a predicted model, not a curated record.
AUGACGUCAUCUAUGGCUAGCAAGCAACAGACACACGACCCGUGGGUCGCCCAGCCGUUAGAUAUAAAUGACACGCGUUCUUACUUCAACGACGGUUUAAUUCAUUUAAAUGAGUCAUUGACGAACCGUUCAUUGGAUACAUUACAGAAAAUAGCUCGGAUAACAUCAGAUACUGCCAAUCUUAAAACGUCAAAUGAAAUCUUGAAGAACAUAACUGAUACGUUAAUUCGGCGUCUACGUCCCCAUUUUCCUCAAAUUGAUCAAUCCUGUGACAGCGUAGAUAAGAGUGGUGAAUAUACAAUAUAUCCCGAUGCGUUUCCACAGGGCGUGAAAGUUUUUUGUUAUUUGGACUCCACGAAAAAGGGAUGGAUAGUUAUACAGAGGAGAAAAGACGGCUCAGUAGAUUUCAACCGCAAUUGGGCAGAUUACAAAGCUGGCUUCGGUGAAUUAAGAGGUGAAUUCUGGCUAGGCAAUGACCAUGUCUACCAGCUGACUAAGGACAAACCGAAACAGCUGAGGAUUGAUAUGGAGAUGUUCGAUGGAACAAAGCGAUAUGCGCUGUAUUCUGAGUUCAAUAUUUCACCAGAGUUUGAGAAGUAUAAGCUCCAUCUGUCCGGAUACACUGGGGACGCAGGAGACUGUUUAUCAACGGCUUGUACUGGUGUUAGUGGUACUCUUCACAACGGUCGGUCGUUUUCAACUUUCGAUAGAGAUAAUGACCUAUCAGGUGGUUGUUGUGCAUGCGGUUAUGGGGCAGGUUGGUGGUUUGAUAGGUGUUCCAGUGCACAUCUUAACGGUAAAUACUUCAAGGAAAAAGAUUCCGUGUCUUAUUCGGGAGGAAUUCACUGGUACACCAUCACUCGGUUCAGCACAUCUUUAAAAUUUGUGCAAAUGAGCAUGCGCUAAGAAUGCACAGUUAGACGUAGAUAUGAAUUGAUAAAGUAUUUCCACUGGAGCAAAGAAAAUGAUUGUCAUUCGUAUUGUAUCGAUUGUUUUAAUGUUUUGAUGUACUUAUAUUGACUUAGGAGUCACCUGUUUAAAACCCUGGCGCAUAUAUAAAGUGCUAUACAUUUGUAUUUCAAGUGAAAUUCAAGUAUCAUGUAAAUUUGGUGUGCUACAUCUUCAAUUGAAGACUUUUUUUAACGCAAUAAUUUUCAAAAAAGUAUUUUUCUAACACGAAUGUCUCAAGUGUGAGUAAUGAUUUAUAUUUAAAAGUGCACAUGCUAUCAUUUACACCAUGCUGUGGACGCUCACGAUAUAAUAAUUCAUCCCUGAUGAUCGGACGCUUUUGUACGUAGGUAAGGUAUGGUUAAAUCUUUUGGUGGAAAUUGUGAAACGCGAUAUAUUGCUAAUUUAUUUGAAGUUCAUCAUUUUAUGUGGGUUAUAACACCAGGAAAAUAAAAAAUAGUUCAUAAACAAUAUGGCUCAAAUGAAUAUUUAGGAACGCAACCGCGAAAUCGGCAUUUUGCAGGCUACCUAACACACGUGCUUAAAGGGGCCGUCCAGCAGAUUUUGGCAUGUAUUGAAGAUUGUCAUUAAAGGCUUUAAAUGCAUCAUAUUGAUAAAUUUAAACAUUUGAACUAAAAACUCCAGUACAAAAACAAGAAUACAAUUUAAAAAAGGAAAAAAGUAACCCUCAACAGGGCUCGAACCACUGACCCCUGGAGUCAUGGAGUCCAGGAAUAAAAAGUCUCCCGCCCAGACCACUCGACCAUCCACGCUCAUACUUACAGGCGAUGUAUUUUUUAGCUAUAUAAGUAAUCCUCGUAGUUUCCCAAAAUAUCUUUUCGCGUCGCACGACGCUUUAUCUGUUGGACGGCCCCUUUAAGCAACCGAUCGUCGCGGAGGAACGAUGUUAUCGUGAGCUUGCACAUCAUGUAGUCAAGUAAUCACAUAUUAAACUUAAAAUUGAAAUAUUGUGUCAUUAUUGAGAUAUUGAAGUUGAACAGUGUUGUGUCAGAAUAGUCUCCAAGUGCGUUAGAAAAGUCUUUAAGUGUACAUACAACUGUAGUGAAGUUUGCGUUGCUACAUGCUUCUAUUUGUUUUCAUAUCCAGCAGACGUUUUAAGCCGCGUGAAAAGUAUUGCACAUAUAUCGCAAAUUGAUCUUCACAUGUUUUGGUCCUGCUUACUAAUUUAAUCACUCCUAAAGUGUAGUUAAGUAUAGUUACUUUCAUCAAGAGGUGUUAUUUACGUGUUGAAGACAGAUAGACGGACGUCCGGACGGACGGCCGAACGGAAGAAUUAAGACCCUUUGGUGCAACAUCAACAGGGACUUAAACGUAACAGUCGCCAUAAAAAUGAAUGUUUCAGAAGUACCCAGAGCAUGCCGUUGUUGUAUUGCAAUCUGAUAACUGAUAUAUCUUCAUUACAAUAAACUGUGUUGAUGUGUGAAUUCCAUAUCAAGAGUGCAAAUAUCUGAUACACCAUUAAGUUCAUCUGAGCACGAGGUGCAAAUAGUGAGCUUUUGUGUCUUGUUCUGAGAACACUGGGCUUAAUGCAUGUGCGUAAAGUGUCGUCCCAGAUUAGCCUUUGCAGUCCGCACAGGCUAAUCAGGGACAACAAUUUCCGCUUAAACUAGAUUAUCGGUAAAACGGGACUUCCUUUAAACGAAAAAUACCAUAAAAGCGGAAAGUGUCGUGCGACAUUUUACGCACAUGCAUUAAGCCCAAUUUUCUCAGAACAAGACUCAUUUGUAAUCAGUCUGUGUCAUCGUUUAGCUCAUCAUCGCAUCUUUUGCAUCUAGUGUUGAUGGAACUUGGCCAGAAUUCUUAACGUGAAAAUAUCCAGGCUCUGUUCAAAUUCUAGGUCAGUAGGUAACAUGUAAAAAGUUUGAGAAAAAAACACCCUAAGUGUAUGACUCAAUCUUAAUAAAACUUUGUCAGAAAUGUUAUAUUAAAAAUAUAUAGGCAAAGUUUAAAUCUAGAUCACAUGCGUCUAAAAACUAGGUCACCAGGUCAAAUCUGAGAAAACCUUCAUUACAUAUAUAAAGGCUCAUUUAUUUUCAAACUUGAUGAGACUUUGACAGAAUGUUUUCUUGAAAAUAUGUAGACCGAUUUCGAAUCAGGGCUACGUGCGUACGAAAAUUAUGCCAGCAGGUAAUAUUUUAGAAAAAACCUUUUUACCACUGAAGUAGCAAUCAUUAUGACCUAAUCUCGAUUAAACUUAAUCACAAUUUUCAUCAUCACAAUAUGUAUCACAAGUUUGAAACUACGUGACCGCCAUAAAAAACUAGGUUACUAGGUCAAAUCUAACCAGAACCAUGUUACCAACAUGUAUGCCUUAGUCUGUUUAAAAUUUGAUCAGAUUGUUUAUCUUAACAAUGUCUAGGCCAAGUACAAAUCUGGUUGGCAUGCAUUAAAUAAUUGGGUCACGAGGUCAAAUAUGUAUCUACUUUAGAUGCCAUAUGUCAUCUAUACCUUUAUGUUGAUAAAACUUUGUCAGGGCGCUUAACGUGAGAAAAUCUAGACCAAAUUUGAACCUGGAUCAAGUUUCUCCAACAUCUAGGUCAUCCGAUCAAAUCCUAGAAAAAACAUUGUAACCUCUCUAGAAGCCAAAUGUAUGACCUUGAAACAUGGUCAGAAUAUUUCUUUUGACAAUAUGUAGACCAAGUUCAAAUCUCGGCAAUAUGUGCUUAAAAUAAGGUCACCAGGUAAAAUCUCAGAAAACCAUUAUAACCCUUGCAGAAGCCACAUGCAUGACUCAAUCUCGAUUAACCCAUUUAUGCAUAGCGUCUAGAAAAAAGGCCUUGGCAAACAGCGUAGACCCAGAUGAGACGCCGCAUGAUGCGGCGUCUCAUCAGGGUCUGCGCUGUUUGCUUAAAGGAAUUUCUGUAAGAAAUAUUCUAAAUAUAGAAAUAAGUAUAUUAGACAUCCCUAAUUUUGGAAAUAAAUUGAUCCAAUUUAGAAGGAUGGGAGGGUCUACUAGGUAUAAAUGGGUUAAACAGGGUAAAAUUUGCUGAUACAUAUCAAUGCCAUGUUUGACUGAGGGUCAAGAGGGGUAAAUGAUGUACCUUGAUAACAGGUGAGCGUUUCAAGGCCAUCAUUGACAUCAUGUCUUUACUUUUUAUUUAACUUGUAUUGGUAUAUAAUCAAAUGAUAUUUGUCCAGACAAUAAAUAUAUUUAAGA